CGUGGAAGAACACAGAAGCGUUUAAUAUUUUCUCAAAACAAAAAUUGGAAAUACUUUUUAAAACAUAAUGUGGUUUGUUCUUUUUAUACUUGGUGCAGCUUUUAUUUAUCAGCUUUACCGUUGGGCAACAGCAAAUUUUGACUUCUUCGAAAAACGUCAAAUACCGUACGAUAAACCUUUUCCAAUGUUUGGUAGCUUCAAAAGUGUGACAUUGCGCAGGCGCUCAAUGUUUGAUACUCUAAUUGAUCUUUAUAAUCAACACAAGGGAGGUAUUUACGGCGUAUUUUAUCAAACAACACCGAUAUUUCUAAUUCGAGAUAUAGAUCUUGUGCGACAAAUUACAGUAAAGGACUUCGAUCACUUCAUGAACCACAAUAACUUCUUUGGUGAGGAUUCUCAUGAUCUCCUUGCUAAUUCUUUAUUUCUACUGAAGAACGAUAAGUGGAAAGAUAUGCGCAGCACAUUGAGUCCAGCAUUUACUGGCAGUAGGCUACGUCAAAUGUUUGAGUUAAUCAAUCAGGUGGCCGAAGACAGUACAAACUAUUUGCACAAACUACAUUCCAAAGAAUCCUGCAACGGUAUUGAGUUGGACUUUAAGGACUAUGCGACGCGUUUCACAAAUGACGCCAUCGCAUCAACAGCUUUCGGCUUACAAGUGAACUCUUUUGAACAAAAAGAUAAUACAUUCUAUAUGAUGGGAAAAAAGGCUAAUUCGUCAUCAUUUUGGGUGUACAUAAGAUUACUGUUGUUCACACAGUGCAAACGCUUGGCUAAGCUUCUUCGAAUUGAGUUCGUUGACAAAAACUCAACUAAGUACUUCCGUCAUCUAGUUCUUGAUGCUUUUAAAUAUCGCAAGGAACGAAAUAUUCGCAGGCCUGACAUGAUCAACUUGCUGAUGGAGGCCCGCGGUCUUUUUCCUACUGACUCGCCCAAGGCACAUAAUCGUGAAUGGACCGACACGGAAAUGGUCGCACAAUGCUUCAUUUUCUUUUUAGGCGGUUUUGACACUAUGUCGACACUGAUUUGCUUUGCAGCAUAUGAAUUAAUGGCGAAUCCGGAUGUACAAGAAAAACUUUUUGAAGAGGUUGAAGAACUUAAUAAACGACGGGAAGGUAAAAGAUUGACGUAUGAAGAUUUACAUGCAAUGAAAUAUUUGGAAAUGGUUGUAAAUGAGACAAUGCGAAAAUGGCCACCCAUUAUAUUGCUCAAUCGAAUAUGUACAAAAGAUUUUCUAUUCGAAGCCAACGGCGAACGUAAGGAAAUAAAGAAAGACGAGAUUAUUAUGAUACCGGUGUCAGGUAUUCAUCGCGAUCCGCAGUACUAUCCAAAUCCAGAUAAUUUUGAUCCAGAACGCUUUAGUGCUGAGAAUAAAGAUAAAAUCAAACCGUUUACUUUUAUACCUUUUGGAGAGGGACCGCGUAAUUGUAUUGCUUCACGUUUCGCUCCGCUAGAAGCAAAGGCAAUAUUAUAUUAUUUAGUGCGAGAUUUUCGCAUCACCGCUGCCAAAAAGACGAUAUUACCAAUCGAAUUGGAGAAGAAAGGGUUAAGUCUAGCGCCAAUAAAUGGUUUCUGGUUGAAACUUAUCGCGCGGAAUAAAAUAUAAGUUGAAAUUGUAAACUUUCAUGGAAGCUUAUCGACAAGACAAAUUGAAGAAAAAGUUUUUGAAUAGAUAUCCAGGGGAAAACAUCCAGCAGCAACUCGCAACAAUUCUCUCUUAAAUCGCGUUGGUUUUUUCGCAAUUAUUAUUAUUAUUAUUAUUUUUUUUUUGAAAAAAUGGCGAACAUACUUUGUAUAGAAAGAAAUCUGAUUAGAAAGUUGCAAGUUGUUGUGUCGUUCAGUGAGUGGCCACCUCAAUAGCAUUUCAUAUGUUUUAAUUUUAAGCCGCUCAUUGCGUGGCAUCGGCCAAGGCAUGGUGGCUCUUCAAAUAAAAAAAAAUCAUCUAAUACCCAAAA
This is a messenger RNA of Rhagoletis pomonella (apple maggot), 1952 nucleotides long. RefSeq names its product probable cytochrome P450 9f2. NCBI's taxonomy places the organism in Eukaryota, Metazoa, Arthropoda, Insecta, Diptera, Tephritidae. Gene Ontology annotation, molecular function: monooxygenase activity; iron ion binding; oxidoreductase activity, acting on paired donors, with incorporation or reduction of molecular oxygen. Bases 68 to 1603 code for a protein of 511 amino acids. The record is from RefSeq and is a predicted model, not a curated record. The transcript is spliced from 4 exons.